AUGAUUUACAGCAAAAAUGGUUCGAAAGCUGCUCCGCGUCUUUCCUUAUCCGACUUUUCCAUCCUUAAAAAGUUUCAUAUUUCUAUUCCGCCUCUGAAAUGCCCCAGGUUGGUGGAGGUGAUUUGGAAGCCCCCUCCUUGGAAUUGGAUUAAAGCUAAUUGUGAUGGUGCGUCUUCUCAUAACCUGGGAAAUUCGGCUUACGAAGGUUUAUUCAGAGACCAUAAUGGCAACUUUGUAGGAGCUUUUUCUCAUUUUUUAAGUGUCUCAAAUUCGCUCAUUGCCGAUCUCUCAGGUGUUAUGUUAGCUAUUGAGUUCGCCAAUGAGAAAAACUGGACACACCUUUGGUUGGAAUUCGAUUCUACUGCGGUGAUUAAGGCUUUCAACCCCCCUAUAGGGUGCCUUGGAAUAUUCGAACCAGAUGGAUUAAUUGUGUUAAUAUAA
Molecule: messenger RNA, 441 nt
Organism: Vicia villosa (hairy vetch)
Lineage: Eukaryota; Viridiplantae; Streptophyta; Magnoliopsida; Fabales; Fabaceae
Exons: 1
Coding region: 1-441 (146 amino acids)
Molecular function (GO): RNA-DNA hybrid ribonuclease activity; nucleic acid binding
Source: RefSeq, a predicted model, not a curated record